AUGUUUCUGCUCUGCGCACUCGCUGCCUCUGAAGAGUACACUGGAACACAAUCAAAAUAUCUUGACAUUUAUGCUACUCAAGAUAUCCUUAUUCAGGAUUGCCAAUUUACUGGUCUUGGUGGAUGGGCAGUUUAUCAUCCUGCCGUAAGAAUUCAGCAAGGCACACCAGCAUUUUCUACAACAAUCACAGAAACUACUUUCACAAAUUGCCAAGCCACAUGGGCUGGUGGUUUCAGCUUCGAAGCUUCUACCAAUUUCAAGGUCAUGAAAACUGUCGUUGAUAGCUGCAAGUCAGGAAGUUCUUAUGACUAUGGUUGCAUUGCACAUAUUAAACCAACAUCAGAUAUAGUAUACACUCUAACCUUGAACUCAUUUAUCAAUUGCCCUGGCGGUUCUAAGCCUUUAGAUUGCUUUGGAUAUGGAAAAUUGUCUAAUCUCAACUUUACUAAUGACUGGGCUAGCGCAGGCAUCAAAGGUGCUGCAAAUGGCGUCUUAGCUUAUGAUACUGCCACGAAGAUUGAUACAUCAUACACUAACUUUUAUAAGUGCUAUUCCACAUGUGGUAUACUCUAUGCCUACUAUAUUACAGAUACUUGCACUAUCAGUAACUCCAACUUUAUUGAAAACACAGUUGCAAAGUGGUAUUUGGUUGGAACUGAAGGAUCAAAGAAGUCAUUAAAGGUCGACUCAUGCAUAUUCAAAGAUAACAUUUACGGUGGACACGAAAUCUUCGGUGUUUAUUCCGGUGUCCAAAUGAUUGUCGUUAACUGCAAGCUUGAUUCUACAACAAUGGCUGGAACUAUUUCUCAGGAUGGCAACACAGUCACUUCAGCUACAGAAAUCCCUAUUGUUUUCUACGCUACAGGUGUUGUUGAAGCCAAGAUCCCAUACGGCCAGCCAAGCAAUGGCCAGGCAUCUAGCCCAGGCACAGGCCCAACAGCCGCUGUUCCAGUCAUCCCAGGCGAUCUCCCAACAGAAGAUCCAGAUGGAACUGCUUCAAAGGGUAACGAAGACACAGGCGAUAUCCCAGUUGAAACAGAAGACGCAUCCAACACAAACAGCAGCCAUGUCGCCAACGCUGACUCUGGAAAGGGCGGAAAGUCCACUGGCAAGUCAACACCAAUGUGGUUAUUAGCUGUAAUCGCUGGAGCUGUCGUUGUCGCCGCUCUCAUCGUUGGCUUCGUCGCAUCAAAGUUCUACGAGAAGAGACUUGACGAGUCUGACUCACAGUACUCCAACCAGGAAUCAGAAGACACAGAGCACAUCGAGAUCCCUCCUCAGCAGCCGGAAGAACAGCAUGAUGAGGAACCAGUCGAUCCCGAUUUGAACCAACCAGACCUCACAUCAAUGGAACUCACACCAGACUUAACUUCUAGAGAACUUAAUGGGGCUCCAGAGAACGAUAACGAAGAAAAUGAUGAUGAGUAA
This is a messenger RNA of Trichomonas vaginalis G3, 1428 nucleotides long. Its product is annotated as pectin lyase-like family. The record is from RefSeq and is a predicted model, not a curated record. The transcript has a single exon. NCBI's taxonomy places the organism in Eukaryota, Parabasalia, Trichomonadida, Trichomonadidae. Bases 1 to 1428 code for a protein of 475 amino acids.